AGAUGCCUCUGGAUGUUCAAUGAUAGCCCUCUUCCAUACUGGAGGACGGUUCCCCCCAAGCUUACAUCCAAGGCUGAGACUUCUGCUCUUCUUCCUCUCGGUUGGCAUUCUCAAGAAAUCCGGUUCCACCACAAGCAGGAAACUGGCGUCCCACGGCUUCGGCGCUUCCAUGGCAGCAAUGUCAUCCUUCCCCCCACAAAGAUAUCACUACUUUCUAGUGUUGGAUUUUGAGGCCACGUGUGAUAAACCACAGCUUCAUCCUCAGGAAAUCAUCGAGUUCCCCAUCCUGAAGCUCAAUGGCAGGACGAUGGAGAUCGAGUCCACCUUCCACAUGUACGUGCAGCCCGUGGUGCACCCUCAGCUCACGCCCUUCUGCACAGAGCUGACUGGAAUUAUUCAAGGCAUGGUGGAUGGGCAGCCAAGUCUCCAGCAAGUGCUCGAGAGGGUCGACGAGUGGAUGGCAAAGGAAGGCCUCCUAGACCCCAGCGUCAAGUCGAUUUUUGUAACCUGCGGUGACUGGGAUUUGAAAGUCAUGUUACCAGGACAAUGCCAGUACUUAGGGCUGCCGGUGGCCGAUUACUUCAAACAGUGGAUUAAUCUGAAAAAGGCCUACAGCUUUGCCAUGGGGAGCUGGCCCAAGAACGGGCUCUUAGACAUGAACAAAGGCCUGAACCUACAGCACAUAGGGAGGCCUCACAGCGGGAUAGACGACUGCAAGAACAUCGCCAACAUCAUGAAGACGCUGGCCCACAGAGGCUUCAUCUUCAAGCAGACGUCCAAGCCCUUUUGAUCCCCGGGCCGGCCGGACAGGGCUGCACGCGGCCGCCCCAGCAGGACGGGCCUGAGCGGCCGCACGGCCACCGAGGACGCGGCGGCGGCGGCGACGACCCCCCUCGCGUGGCAACGACGGCGGCGCCGGCCCCCCCAGCCGCGUGCGCGGGGCAGGGACCGGGGGGCCGCGCCGGGAAGGCCGCGGGGAGGAGCGGGAUGGCCCCAGCCCGUGUCCGCCCGCCCGCGCCCGCCUGCCCGGCGCCUGCCCCGCCUCCGUAGCGUUGUAGUUCGGCCUUCUCGCGUCGGCGCCCCCUUUCCGUUCGCCCCCGGCCCCCGCGUGUCCCCUCCCGCCCCGUCCCGCCGAUCUGGGCCCCCGCGGCCGUGCCGGGAGCCUGCGGCCGCGAGCGCUCGCCUCCGCCGCCCCGAGACCCCCGCCCGUGCCCACGCCCCCUCCCCGAGCCCGUGUGUGACAAGCGAUCGUCUCUUUCUGUUCAAGGUGAAGUGCCUGUAUUCGCCCCGGCCUCCUGCCCGCCCCCGGCUGCUGGGAAGGGGCCACGGCGCCCCCCGGCACAGCCCCCUGCCCCCCCAAUGCAAGGCCAGGGGGGUGGGGGGGAUGCCCGCGCCGCCUGGGCCCUGUUGGAGCGAUGCCCGCUCCCACCGGGGGCCAGGCUCCGGCAGCCCCCCGUCCAUUGCCGGCAGUGGACGCCCGUGCCCCCCGCCCCAGCCUCCCCUGCCCCCCACAGCCCCGGCAGCCCCCGCGGGCGCUCGGCAGCAGCUGGCUGGGUGCCCCAGAUCCCGCGGGGGUGCCCUUAGCGUGGCCGGCUCCCAGGGGGGCAGACAGCGCACCUGUGCCCCUGCCCACCUCCCGCCGCGCCGGCUCCCUCCCGCCCCGGCAGGCGCAGCCAAUACAGGCACUGAACCUGGCGGUACAUGACUGCAUGGUGUGUGGUGUUCCAGUCCGACCCGCCGCAGCUGCGCCCCGGCAUCUCAUCGUCUAGUUACUCCGCCCCUCGCUGUAAAUGUGCCACAUGAAUAAAGUUUGGGGGAAAAGGA
Molecule: messenger RNA, 1824 nt
Organism: Alligator mississippiensis (American alligator)
Lineage: Eukaryota; Metazoa; Chordata; Crocodylia; Alligatoridae
Gene: ERI3
Product: ERI1 exoribonuclease family member 3
Biological process (GO): exonucleolytic trimming to generate mature 3'-end of 5.8S rRNA from tricistronic rRNA transcript (SSU-rRNA, 5.8S rRNA, LSU-rRNA)
Molecular function (GO): nucleic acid binding; 3'-5'-RNA exonuclease activity
Source: RefSeq, a predicted model, not a curated record